Messenger RNA from Trematosphaeria pertusa, 1290 nucleotides. RefSeq lists its product as uncharacterized. The transcript is spliced from 3 exons. Bases 1 to 1290 code for a protein of 429 amino acids. The record is from RefSeq and is a predicted model, not a curated record. NCBI's taxonomy places the organism in Eukaryota, Fungi, Ascomycota, Dothideomycetes, Pleosporales, Trematosphaeriaceae.
AUGUCGCCCAUCGAUAACAUCGUCGAUCGGUUUGAUCGAAGCGAAGUCCCCCUCUACGCUACAGCCUUCAUACCCAUGCGGAGCCUGUCCCAGAUCCGCGCCAAAAUGCUGACUCUUUGGUGCUACCAAUCUGCGGAGAUCUCACAUACUAUCCACAACCUCACCUUCCCGAAGGACAAGCACUUGAGAAUUACGAAUUCCUUCAACAGCUUCGACACUGCUCGUACCAGAUUCCUACAGUACUUCACCAUUGGUUCGAAUCCGGAAAUCCAGUACCAGAACUGGCACCGAACACCUACUGGCAAGAACUCUUCGCCAACCCACAUAAUGACGGGUCGAGAAUUCCUUAAUCGCUUCCAACGGCGACGGCCAGCUAUAAACCGCAAAGGUUUUAAAUUCUGCAACUUUCUCAGCAUCUCCGGGGCAGCUCUAAAUGCCGAGGUACCAGAACUAUACUUUAUCAGAUCGCUCAAGUACACACUCUUCGUGACGCUGCAACGGGAACUGCGCGCCAGGGUAAAUGCCAUGCGAGAAACCCCUCUGGGGAAGGAAUACAGAAAAGCGCGUCUUCGAGACAUCGACAUGGAGGCUUGCUUUCGCUGGGUCCUUUACGGGGAGCGAUACUCAUACUCAGGCUGGCACCUAGACGUCCUUAACGGAACCUGGACAGAGAAAGAACAGACAGAACUCGCAUGCGAUGGCCUGUUCUGGAAGCUCCCGCUCAACACGGUGCAGGUUAUUCUUCUACUCUCUGGCGAUACCCUGAUUAUGCGACCUGGCUACCCUGUCGUUUAUGCGGUUCUUACAUUGGACGAUUCAUUAGCCGCUGGAGGUAUGCUCUGGGCCAGUGACUCAGUGUCCCGCAUCAUGGUCAACAUGAAGUACGUCGUCGAGAACACCGAAGUCACGAACGAAGACAUCCCACAGCAACUGCCAGAGUACCUCGACGCGUUACAACAGCGCGUUCAGAAAUACAAGGCCGCCAAAUCAGGACCGAAGAAGGGGAAAGCUCGAAAGGCCGAGCUCGCGCUACCUUUGGACCUCAUGGCGCUCCCCUCCUUCUCAGAACAGGAUCAGCAGAGCCUGAGCGAGCUGGUUACGUUCCUCAAGGACAAGGACAUCCUCUCAUGCAAAUGCUCAGGCGCGUGCGUGACAAACGUUGAAGAGCGGGAACAAGAGGAGGACCCUCUAUGUCCUUGUUGGAGGGGGUCGGCCGUGCAUCACCGCGGAUGUACAAUAUGGUGUAAUCAUGAGGGGUAUUAUGGCGACCCGCCAGCUUGUGCGGAGUAG